This is a messenger RNA of Mycena indigotica, 426 nucleotides long. Its product is annotated as Endoribonuclease L-PSP. NCBI's taxonomy places the organism in Eukaryota, Fungi, Basidiomycota, Agaricomycetes, Agaricales, Mycenaceae. Gene Ontology annotation, cellular component: mitochondrion; cytosol. Gene Ontology annotation, molecular function: deaminase activity. The transcript has 4 exons. The record is from RefSeq and is a predicted model, not a curated record. The coding region runs from base 1 to 426 and encodes 141 amino acids.
AUGGAGAAACUUGAUAGUCCAGCGCUCAAGUCUUUUGGCCACAUCCUCUCUCAUGCGGUUAAAGGCAAAUUCUCCAUCCAAAGACCUAGAAAAAUCGUACUCAUAGUCAAUCCACUAGUUCCUGGCCUCAUUUUCCUGAGCGGGCAAACACCUACCGAUGAGACUGGAACUGUUGUUGCUGGUGGAAUUCAGGAGCACACCGCCCAAUGCAUUCAUAAUCUGGGCAAGGUAUUAGAGGCUGCUGGCUCCAGCUGGGAAAAAGUCGUCAAGGUUAACGUUUACCUCGAUGAUAUGAACAACUUCAAGGCUAUGAACGAGGUCUAUGAAAAGCUACUUCCAAAUCCAAAACCCGCGAGAACCUGCAUCCAAGCUGGACACCUUCCCAACUCGGUCGAUGUCGAGAUUGAGGCCAUCGCAACGUACUAA